Callorhinus ursinus (northern fur seal) is the source of this 1382-nucleotide messenger RNA. It is a transcript of the gene HOXD8, whose product is annotated as homeobox D8. The record is from RefSeq and is a predicted model, not a curated record. Gene Ontology annotation, cellular component: nucleus. Gene Ontology annotation, molecular function: DNA-binding transcription factor activity, RNA polymerase II-specific; RNA polymerase II transcription regulatory region sequence-specific DNA binding. Lineage: Eukaryota; Metazoa; Chordata; Mammalia; Carnivora; Otariidae. Gene Ontology annotation, biological process: regulation of transcription by RNA polymerase II.
AUGAGCUCUUACUUCGUGAACCCGCUGUACUCCAAGUACAAGGCGGCGGCCGCGGCGGCGGCGGCGGCGGCGGCGGCGGCCGCGGCGGGCGAGGCCAUCAAUCCCACUUACUACGACUGUCACUUCGCGCCCGAGGUCGGCAGCCGCCACGCCGCCGCCGCCGCCGCCCUGCAGCUCUAUGGCAACAGCGCCGCUGGCUUCCCGCACGCGCCCCCGCAGGCGCACGCGCACCCGCAUCCGUCGCCGCCGCCCGCCGGGCCGGGUUGCGGUGGUGGGGGCGGCCCGGGCCCCGGCCAGGACUACUUCCACCCCGGCGGGGGCAGCCCGGCCGCAGCCUACCAGGCCGCCCCCCCUCCUCCUCCGCAUCCUCCGCAUCCUCCGCCUCCCCCCUGCGGCGGGAUUGCCUGUCACGGGGAGCCCGCGAAGUUUUACGGAUACGAUAACUUACAGAGACAGCCGAUUUUUACGACCCAGCAAGAGGCCGAGCUGGUACAAUAUCCUGACUGUAAAUCGUCCAGUGGUAAUAUUGGCGAGGACCCAGACCACUUAAAUCAGAGCUCGUCUCCUUCUCAAAUGUUUCCCUGGAUGAGACCACAAGCAGCUCCUGGUAGACGAAGAGGAAGACAAACCUACAGUCGUUUCCAAACCCUAGAGCUGGAAAAAGAAUUCCUUUUUAACCCUUAUCUGACCAGGAAGAGAAGAAUUGAGGUUUCCCACGCGCUAGCCCUCACGGAGAGACAGGUAAAAAUCUGGUUCCAGAACAGGAGAAUGAAAUGGAAAAAAGAGAACAACAAGGACAAAUUCCCAGUUUCCCGACAGGAGGCAAAGGAUGGGGAAACCAAAAAGGAAGCCCAAGAGCUGGAGGAAGACAGAGCUGAAGGCCUGACAAAUUAACUUCUACCUUUAAAAAUUUGACCAUGGACUAUUAAAACUAAUGAUCAACACAUGCUGUCGGACACCGUCUAUUUUCUUUUUUGGAGAGGACUUUACCUGUAUUUCAAGCUACCUUCGUGUCACUGCUCUUGAGGUUUCUGCGUUUUGAGAGGGGUUUGGGUGUUAAAAGUUUAUAGUAUUGCAUAGACGCAGUGCUUGAGCUGUCCUGUGUAAGGGUAAUUUGAUACUGACCUUGUUGCUAUAUUUUUGUAAUGGUAGUUUUUAAUGUCUGAGUUGGUGAUUUGCCUCAACAACAUAAACUUCCUAAUGAUUAGCACUAAAUAAUUGAAUAGAAAAUGCUUUAUUAAUCAAACAAGUGCACUUGAACACUUAAUAUCAUUUCUUUAUGGUGAGUAAGUUAAAAGAGAUCUAUUAAUUUUUUUUUAAAAAUUAUGCCUGCAGAAUAUUUACUUUAUGUUAUUUGAUUAAAACGUAUUAUUUAUGUUUUC